Messenger RNA from Odontomachus brunneus, 2941 nucleotides. RefSeq names its product ribosomal protein S6 kinase delta-1. The transcript has 6 exons. The record is from RefSeq and is a predicted model, not a curated record. Gene Ontology annotation, molecular function: phosphatidylinositol binding; ATP binding; protein kinase activity. Gene Ontology annotation, biological process: protein phosphorylation. Bases 366 to 2759 code for a protein of 797 amino acids. Lineage: Eukaryota; Metazoa; Arthropoda; Insecta; Hymenoptera; Formicidae.
UUAUAGCCUGAUUCCCUUCUUGUUACUGUUUAUUAUAUAAAAAGAGUGGCCGAUUGUCACUGACAGUUGAUGACAAUUAGUAGCUAGUACAGUUUUAUGUGACAUUAUCUGAAUAUGUGAUAUUAUAUAUUAUAAAUCUCAUAAACGUGCUUACAAUAUAAAAUAAUUUAUGUCUCUCAAGAAUAUUAAUAAUAAGUAUCAUCAGCAUAUCAGUUCCAUAUGCAUAAUAUGUGCGAUAAAACGAAAAAAUCAACACAAAAAAGAGAUGAUUUUACAAUCACUUAUAUUUGACACAAUUAUGACAGACGAAGAAUCUCAGUAUUGUUAAAAUAAUAAGAAUCUCAUCAGUCAGUAUAAAUUAAGCAAUGGCACCCGCAAAAGACAAAUGGAUUAGACGUUUUAUAAUUCCUGAAACAGCAAGACAUAAAAAGGGCUUCACAAUUUACAAAGUCACUUCUAUGGUGUUCUUGAGUUCUUCUCAUGAAGAGAUAUCAAAGGUCUCUGUAUGGAAGCGUUACAAUGAUUUUAAGAAGCUUCAUUCAGAGCUCAGUAAUCUGCAUAAGCGUUUAGGAGUAAAAGAAAGCUUCCCAACUUUUCCCAAAUCGAAAUAUUUCGGCAGAUUUGAGGCUGAAGUUGUAGAAGAAAGAAGAAAAUAUGCCCUUAAAUUUCUGGAAUUUGUAGGACGAUACUCGUACUUAUAUUCCAGUGAUAUUUUUAUAACAUUUUUUGAAAUUAAUCACGUGGAUAAUUGCAAUAGUGAUUGUGCACAUUCCAUAAGCUCUGAUACAUCGGAAGAGGAUCGUAUCGCUGCUUUAAAUAAUUCUGUGCUCACAAGUGAUACCAUAGCACAAAGUACUUUUCAAGUGCCAUGUCUUUCUAAAACAUCUCAUAACGUUCUCACGAACACAUGUUCUACACUGUCAAAUAUUUGUAUAAAUGAGAAUGAAUUUUCUGUGUCUCCAAGAAUAAUUGAAUCUCACAAUACCAUUGAUUUACAGAAUGCAAGUAUUAAGGACGAUGAACAAAACUAUAAAAUGGUGAAGCAAUAUAAGCAAAAUACUACUAAUCAAGACUGUGAUGCACAUAUAAGAAAUACAAAUCUUGACAGUAACAGAGUAACACUAAGUCAGGACGAGUCAGGAUUUGACUGUCUGAAUAACAAUAUUAUUAAGACUCUUUCAAAUUGCAACACUACUCAUUCUAUGUGUUCUAUGACACAAGCAGACUCUGCACAAUAUAUUUUAAUAGCUGCUGGUCAUAUGAGUGCAGCCUUCAAGCACGAAUCUAUAGCAGAAUAUAAAGAAGCUUUCACACAGUACAAACUGGGGAUAUCCUCUCUUAUAACUGGUGUACAGUUAGAUCCAGACAGUACAAGAGCGGCGAGUAUAAAAGAUAAAAUAUCAAAAUAUCUAACACAGGCUGAACAGUUAUUUAAUAGACACUUAAAUUGCAAUAUCUCAUUAGUAAGUAAACCUGUGUCAGAGCUCCAAUACUACAAAGUACUUAAAAUCAUGAAAUCCGUGAUGCUUGCAACAGACAUACGUGCAAAUUGUAACAGAAUCAUAAAGUCUAUAGAAAAAUCUGUUCACGAGGAUAACAUAAAUAACUAUGUAUUAUGCAAACAAGUGCCAUACAUGGUAGAUUUAUACGCAUGUGUUGAAACUGAGACAACUGUUUUUCUGAUCUUACAAAAUAUAAGUUGUGGAAAAUUAUGGGAUUUUAUAAAACUACAUUAUAAAACAUCUAAUAGUUUGAAUUCAAAUCACACAUGUGCAAAUCAUGUCAACAAUGAACUUGAUAGCAACGAAAAUACUCACAAAUUAAGCAAAACAGAUAAAACUAUAGAAAAUGAUAAGUCACAGGAUAAAAAUGUGUGCUUAACAGAUGGACAGAGUGAUAUCUAUAAUAUGGAGGUACCAACUAUACAAUUGUUAGAAAAAUCACAAAAAUUGUUACAAUCCGUAAGUGCGACAUUAAGAAGAAGCAAUUCUAUCGCUAGUCGAUUAAACAAAUCCAAAGAAUUGAAAUAUUCGGAGAACAUGUCACCGCUGAAUGCAAAAAUUAUUACUCAGUUAUCGCGAGAUUCAGAUCUUAAAAGAAAUAACGAUACUAGACGUACCUCUAAUGAGACAAAUACUUUAAACAUCAAUCGUGCCAUUAAUGUAAAUAACCAUUCAACAUCAAAUAACUACUACAAUAUUUAUGAAACACAAUAUCCGCAUAUGUAUAAAGAAAAUAAUGCUGAUGAAGACCAAGAGCUUUGGCAAGUACCUGAGGCUGUAAUUCGAUCAUGGUCAGCUGAAAUUCUUUCAACCCUAGAAGCACUCCAUCAACAGGGUGUCUUUAUUUUCGAUUUCAAACCUGACAAUAUUCUUAUUGACGAUAUGGGCCACAUAAAGCUCACUUAUAUCGUACCUCAGCGUAAUAUAGAAUUGUCAAAACUGAUGUACCCAUAUUCAUCUCCAGAGUCGGCGACCUUUACCCCGACCAUUCUCGUCACGUCUGCCACAGAUAUUUGGAGCUUUGGAAUUAUUUUGUAUGAGUUACUUACCGGCACUAGGUUUGCUGUUAAACAUCCUGGAUUAUUUCAUUCACAUUCCGCAAUUAGCAUUCCUAACAAAUUAUCUGAAAAUGCGAGAACUUUAUUACAUGGUAUUCUGAAAUAUCAUCCAGACGAGCGAUUGACGAUAAACGAAAUAAAGCGUCAUCCGUUCUUUGCAGAAAUUGAUUGGUCCAGCAUAGUCAAUUCUCAAAUAUAAUAUUUAUCAUUAGAUAAUUAACAAAUACAGCUUAAUUGUUAAUAAUUAUGUAGGUGUAUUUAUUAUUGUACAUUCAAAAUCAUAUUAGAACUUAUAUAAACUAAAAAUGUAUCUUAAUACUAUAUAAAGUAGUUACACAAGUUGACAAAAAAAUAAAGGAAAUAUGGAUUCUCUCAUGAAAA